Schistocerca gregaria is the source of this 3697-nucleotide messenger RNA. RefSeq lists its product as uncharacterized. NCBI's taxonomy places the organism in Eukaryota, Metazoa, Arthropoda, Insecta, Orthoptera, Acrididae. The record is from RefSeq and is a predicted model, not a curated record. The transcript is spliced from 5 exons. The coding region runs from base 41 to 1417 and encodes 458 amino acids.
UUCUGUAUUGUUAUAUUGUGGUGGCUUGUUUGUGACUGCAAUGGAUGUUGAAUGUGAAGUUGAAUCUAGCGAUGGCAAUUGCUGUUACACAGAUUCUUCGUCAUCCAGUGGACACAAAGAGGAUAGUGACCGUAGGGAUCAAGGAGUUGAAAUAACUAAAGCGACUCUUAAUUCGAUUUUAGACGAUAAUUCACGUACGUUUGAAUUUCUAAGAAGUUUUGGUGUUCUUGCUGAUAAGUACAUAUGUGCUACAUGCCGAAAGCCAAUGUCCUGUACUAAGGUUCCACCAAAAAGAAGUAGGGAUCAGCUUAUGUGGCGAUGCCGAAAAGACAACGUGUGGAGGUCCGUUCGCAAAGGGGCAUGGUUUGAAAGUGCGAGGCUUACCAUUAGAGCUAUAGUUUUGAUGACGUACUGUUUCUGUAUGCGUAAGUCUGUGUUAUCGACAAGUCGCAUUGCAGGAUUGAGCGACAGAAGUGCCUUCGACUGGUUUCUGUCGUGUAGGGAAAUUUGUUCAGCGUUACUGAAGAGAAGAGGAAAGAUUGGAGGCCCUGGUGUUGUGGUUGAGAUGGACGAAUUGCCUUUUAGGCGUGUUAAAUAUGAUUUGGGAAAGUGGAUGGCAGAAGUCUGGGUUUGGGGAGCAGUCGUUUGUGGGAAGGAACAUGGGCAGCUGGUUUUGAAAAUGGUUGAGAAGAGAAAUGCGAGGACUUUGCAAUGUCUUCUCGAAGAACAUAUCGAGGACGGGACUGUUAUAUGUUCAGAUAAGUGGAAGAGUUAUGACGAUGAAGGGGAAGUGGACCUUCAGACAUUUGCAACUGAUCACAAUUAUCAGUUUCGCAAUAAAUUGAUUGGUACUAUGGAGCAACAUUGGGAGGGCAUACAGAGAGUUGUGGGGAGAGGGAAGAGAAGGCUCGGUAGUUUGCAGGGCCAUUUGGACGAAUAUGUUUGGAGGGAGAGUGUGUUUGGACAGGGGUGUGUGUUUCAUUCUUUCAUGCGAGGUGUGGGAACGCUUUACGUACCGUGUGUAGAGGACCCUACACCGGCACUGCAGGACUCUAGGCGUGUAGCAGAACACUCUAAGCCGGCAGCCGGUGUGCUAAUACCUGUAGCAAUAAAGAGAGAACCUUCGCUGUCGGAAACUGUUCUGUCCUCUCCAUUAGCAGCUGGAGACGCAUCGCCAGAGGCAGUAGAGCGAGACCCUUCACUGUCACCAGGUGAAUUCGAAGGUCUGACACCAGCAGCAGUAAAAGAAGACCCUCCGCUGUCAGCAGCAGGUCCGUCUUCUCCAGUAGCAGCUGCAGUGAACGUCGCAGUGCGGCCAAGGGAGAGGCCUACGAGGCACAGGAAGCGAGUCGUACGCGAGGAUUUUUGGUACCCCACCUCGUUUCAGGACUUCUGUGAUGUGGAGUUGGAGGAUUAGGACAAGGUUUUGGUGUAAUGUUCCUUUAUUUUCUGUUCAUCUGCCAGGUGUGGCGUAUCUGGCAAAACACUUUAGAAUUGGUCAUUUUGAAACUUUGUCUGUGUGGAGGCAUUUUGUGUGAUGGCCCUUUGCUCAUUUGCACUGUCAGUUUAUCCUCGUGACAUUCGAGUGGAGACUGUUUCUAACUUUGUGAUUCAUAAGAAGACAGUGAAGUGUAGCCUCAGAGAAAUUGAUAUAAAAUCAGUAUUGAAAGUGAAUCAGUGCAUGGGACUUAAGAUGAAACCAGGAGAAAAGUUAUGUUCCAGGUGUUUUACACUGCUAAAAAAUGAAGAAUAUUCUGAUAGUUUACAUUACAGUGACGAAGAGUGUCAGCCACCUGCAACCACAGCGGGUGAGCAAUUAAAUACUUCAGUAGCUGCUCUUGGUUUAUCUCCCACAAAGACAUACAAAGUUGGGAAAAGAGACAGGCCCAGCUAUGGCUGAAGAAAACUACAAGAAGAGAUAAGCCGAUUGGAUUGUGCUGUUGCUGUGAAGCUGUGUGUGGUCAGUUUGUCCGUUUUUUUUGACAACACAUUUCAACAAAAUCUUCCACUGUACUGCUUCGUUUCAAGACUUAUGCGAUGCAUGUGUGUCCAUUGUUUAUAAGAAACUCAAUUUUGUAAGGAUAAUUUGUAACGAGAUGAAAUUAUGGUAAUACUAGACUUUUCUGAAAGUUAUGCAUUUAUAAUUAAAGAUGCCAUCGAAGGAUAUUAUUGGGACAAAAGUGAAGCAACUGUCCAGCUAUUUGUGAUUUACUAUAGAGGUGAAUCAGGUGAUGUGUCUGUUAUGAACCUGUUCGUUUUUAGUGACAGUUUAAUUUGUGAUGCCAUUGCAGUUCAUGUCCACAUUUGCACUGUAAUGGCAUAUGUGAAAAACAAGUUGCAUUACAUACAUUUUGCGAUAUACUUCAGUGGUGGGGCAGCUAGUCAGUACAAAAACUUGAAAAAUUUAUGCACGCAUUACCAUGAUUUUCAGAAUCACGCACAACAGAAUUUUUUCGCAACAAGUCGUGGUAAAAAUGUAUGUGAUGGUAUUGGUGCUACCAUUAAGUGCAUGGCAUCACAAGCUAGUCUGCAGCACCCUACAGGAGGUCACAUUCUAAAACGUCUUCAGUUAUUUACCUGGGUACAGAAAAAUAUCUCUGGCAUACUAUCAUUCUAUGUUUCAAAAGAUGAGUUGAAAUCAGUUGAAGAGUUGCUAAAAAGCAGACUAGAGAACAUUAAAACUGUUGCAGGUGCAAGGAGCCAUCAUCACUUCUCUCCUGUGGACUCUGACAGUGUGCAGGUGUGUGAAAGUGUAAGGAAGACAGAAUGCCAGUUGAAAUAGCUGAUCAGGAAAUGAUGCAGUUUCCUCAUCAAGAUCUAGAUUUGAAACAGAAUACCAGAUAGACCCGAUCAAGUGUAAGGCUGUGAUUAUACAUCAGAGAAUGGCCCUACCGGUGUGACUGCCGAACAAUCUAAUGUGUGUGGGCCGACACAAAAAUGGGAAGAACUGACAGUAUUGCAAAUGGUGCCUCUCCUUAACGACAGAAUGACAUUUUCUUCUGUUGAAAAUGAGCCCAGACCUUCACCUAAGGAUAAAGGUUCAGAUUUAUGUCACAAUGUAGAAAACAGAAGAUUUCUCACAGAAUAACAUUCUUGUACACUUGCACCAAUGACAAAGCAGUUACAGCAGAGGUAGAGAAAUUUGAAUACUUAGGGACACACAUUAGCAAAAUUGGACUGGGCAAUAGUGAAGUAAAACACAGAAUACAACAAAGCAGAAGAGCAAUUGGAUGUAUCAGUUCCUUUGUGGACCGAGAACAUUUCUAACGACAAUAAGAAAACGGUGCUACGGAUCGGAACCACGGAUUUUAAAUGUUCACCUUUGAAGAAGAGUAACAACUGUGGAAACCAAUUAUUUGAGGAGGAGCUUCAGAAUAUUGAGAGUUCGAACAAGCGCAGAUUAAACAGUGGUAGAACAUCGUUGAAGUGGUAUGCUUAUUCACUGACAAUGCCAGAUAAUUGGGGUCAAAGAAAUUUUUUUUAAGGGAGACCACGUGACAGGUAUAAAUGUGACAGACUGUAGCGUUCUCGGAAAUGCCACAUCGACUAAAUAAUGGAAUGUUGAGGUGUGCACGAAGAGUGUGCCUCAGUAGAGAGCCAUGGCAGAAGACAACAACAAUACAGCAUAAUGUGUUAUUUAUGUAUGUAUUAAUCAAUACUAUUAUAAUAAUAACUGAAAUAAAUAUUGUGAAACUGA